Oncorhynchus masou masou (cherry salmon) is the source of this 875-nucleotide messenger RNA. Its product is annotated as peroxynitrite isomerase THAP4-like. The transcript has 9 exons. The record is from RefSeq and is a predicted model, not a curated record. The coding region runs from base 222 to 875 and encodes 217 amino acids. NCBI's taxonomy places the organism in Eukaryota, Metazoa, Chordata, Actinopteri, Salmoniformes, Salmonidae.
GAAAAAAAACAUCAAGCCCCGUCUGUCUUGUUGAGCUUUGAUGCAGUUUCGACCUGGUGCAAUUUAAGAUUUUCCUAUUCCACCUUUCCCUUUUAUUUUUGGGUGACCAAAUGUGCAAUACGCCCCCCAGACCUUCGAAAGACAGCAAUACAUAACACAACGUCUAAGUCUGCCGGAAAUUCACACGAAGAAGGAAAAUAUCAACAAUUUGUAAAUCAGAAAUGUCAUGUUCAGCUUACAGCUGUAAGAAUAGAGGACAUGAUAGAUAUGAUAAAAAUAAUCAGUUGCGUGCUAAAAAAGUUAGGCUUCACAGAUUUCCACUGAGCGACGCCAAAAGACUAAAAAGUGGAUCCAUCAGACGAGACUGGAAGCCAACCAAAAGCUCCAGACUGUGUUCCGAGCAUUUCGAGGAGAAGUACCUGAUAACACCGUCAGCUGGGCGUGGUAUUCGUUUGCGUAAUGAUGCCAUUCCAACUAUAUUUUCCUUUCCUAGUCAGUUCCAAAAAAAGAAAACAGCUGGAACGAGGAAAAGAGUAACCUUGUUUCCUGAGGAUCGUGUUCCUGAGGAUGUGUCAUCAAUACAAGCUGAGCCAAAGUGCUCUGCAGAGUCAACACGGUUGAAGAAGACUCCCAGUUACUUAAACCACAGUAUAUGGCACCAAAGUCGUUUCCAUGACGACUACUGUAUACCACAGAGUAUUGACUGGGCUGUGAAAGAUAAACCAAAUGAAGUCCCACCUUCAGCUUUACAAAAGCAAGGGCUGAUCUUUAUCCCCAAGCUCGCAAUCAGGAUCAAGGAGAAAUGGGAAUGGCUGACAAUGGAAGUAGAAGGGCCAUUUCCAGAGACCCAAAUGGACACAAACUGUAAGAGGUAA